AAAUGGAAAAAAGAUGUGCCCUCGGUCACUGAGGGCUGCAGAGAGUGGUGUCUGGCUGGAGAGCUCGGGGCAGUGGAGAGAAGGGGCCAGAGCAUGAGUUCCAAGUCAAAAUUCGUAGGGGUCAUCGGAGUGCCUUUCUCAAAGGGCCAGCCACGAGGAGGGGUGGAAGAAGGCCCCACAGCGCUGAGAAAGGCCGGCCUGCUGGAGAAACUGAAAGAACAAGAGUGUGAUGUGAAAGAUUAUGGGGACGUGCCCUUUUCUGAUGUCCCUAGUGAUCCUCCCUUUCAAAUUGUGAAGAAUCCGAGGUCUGUGGGAAAAGCGAAUGAGCAGCUGGCUGGCGUGGUGGCAGACGUCAAGAAGAGUGGAAGGACUAGCCUGGUGCUGGGUGGAGACCACAGUAUGGCAGUCGGAAGCAUCUCUGGCCAUGCUCGGGUCCACCCAGAUCUCUGUGUCAUUUGGGUGGAUGCUCACACUGAUAUCAACACUCCACUGACAACCACAAGUGGGAACUUGCACGGACAACCUGUGUCUUUCCUCCUGAAGGAACUAAAAGGAAAGAUCCCCGAUGUACCAGGAUUCUCCUGGGUGACUCCCUGCAUAUCUGCCAAAGAUAUUGUGUAUAUUGGCCUAAGAGACGUGGACCCUGGGGAACACUACAUUUUGAAAACUUUGGGUAUUAAAUAUUUUUCAAUGACCGAAGUGGAUAAACUGGGAAUUGGCAAGGUGAUGGAAGAAACACUCAGCUAUCUACUAGGAAGAAAAAAAAGGCCAAUUCAUCUGAGCUUUGAUGUUGAUGGAUUGGACCCAUCUCUCACACCAGCUACGGGCACACCAGUUGUCGGAGGUCUGUCUUACAGAGAAGGUCUCUACAUUACAGAAGAAAUUUACAAAACAGGGCUACUCUCAGGAUUAGAUAUUAUGGAAGUGAACCCAUCUCUGGGGAAGACACCAGAAGAUGUAACUCGAACAGUGAACACAGCAAUAGCAAUAACCUUGGCUUGCUUUGGAGUUGCGCGGGAGGGUAAUCAUAAGCCUGUUGACUACCUUAACCCACUUAAGUAAAUGUGGAGACACCAUGUAAAAAUCUCACAGCUAAUGUCAUAAUUAGCCAAUCUAAUAAUUUACUUAAGCUUACAGUUAUCCUCCCUAAAAUUUGGUCUUUCUGAAAAAUGUUCUGCCUUGGCAAAUACUGGUGUAAUUAGUAUGAACUAUCAAUUCCCUCUUGGUGUGAACUUCAAGAUUUGGAAAUUCUAAGUUUUGUAUAAUUAAAGACACACACAGAGGCAGACUCCUGAUAUCAGGAGAUAAAACUAUCCCACCUGAAAAGGGACCAUAAUCCCAUGUUGUUCAAAAGAUGUGAUUUUUUUAUAAUAAAGUCUUUAUAAUAAGGUUC
This is a messenger RNA of Enhydra lutris kenyoni (northern sea otter), 1393 nucleotides long. Its product is annotated as arginase 1. NCBI's taxonomy places the organism in Eukaryota, Metazoa, Chordata, Mammalia, Carnivora, Mustelidae. Bases 94 to 1062 code for a protein of 322 amino acids. The record is from RefSeq and is a predicted model, not a curated record. The transcript is spliced from 8 exons. Gene Ontology annotation, cellular component: cytosol; nucleus; cytoplasm. Gene Ontology annotation, molecular function: arginase activity; manganese ion binding.